AUGGCAAACGCAGACCCUGGUACAGGCCCGAGCGAGCCAAAACGCAAGGAUGAAAAGACAGAAUACACCUACGGUAAUAAGAAGUAUUCACCGCAAGCGUACUAUGAGAAGCUUAAGGAACUUAAGCGCAGGCAGCAGGCCACUUGGUGGACGUUCAUUAACGUGGUGCUGGUUGGCAAUGCGGUGAGGCUUGUCUGCGUCUGCGGCAAGGAGUUCAGCGCCACCAAUCCCUCAACCGUGGCACCUAAGCAUGUCAGGGACGUACACAUGUCCAGGCCGCAACCGCCUGGGCAAGCAGCGCACAGAGAAGCUGAUCUACAUACGGCAGAACGACAAGGAGCUGGGUGGCAGGAGUGUGCUGACGGAGGAGGUGGUGGUGUUGCAGCUGCUGAACUGGGAGGAGGAGUGAGGGGCUGGUCUGGAAUGGAGGAGGCGGCAUUUGGGUCUGCUGGCAGGCGCAAGGGAAAUUGGACGGCGUCUGUAAUUGUGACUUAA
Volvox carteri f. nagariensis is the source of this 495-nucleotide messenger RNA. RefSeq lists its product as uncharacterized. The transcript has a single exon. Bases 1 to 495 code for a protein of 164 amino acids. The record is from RefSeq and is a predicted model, not a curated record. NCBI's taxonomy places the organism in Eukaryota, Viridiplantae, Chlorophyta, Chlorophyceae, Chlamydomonadales, Volvocaceae.